This is a messenger RNA of Ylistrum balloti, 3427 nucleotides long. RefSeq names its product haloacid dehalogenase-like hydrolase domain-containing protein 3. The record is from RefSeq and is a predicted model, not a curated record. NCBI's taxonomy places the organism in Eukaryota, Metazoa, Mollusca, Bivalvia, Pectinida, Pectinidae. The coding region runs from base 171 to 887 and encodes 238 amino acids. The transcript is spliced from 2 exons.
AAUGAAGAUGUUGUGAUUAUUCUCAGAAUUCAGAAUUUUUUUCACCAUUCACGUAACUGUCCUCUUAGCGGCGCGUCAUCGCUUCCGUUUGCAUCUACCUAGUUGAAGUUUAUGGAAUGUGCUCGUUGCAUUUCUCAUUAAGUGUAGACACGUAGCAGUUAUCCCCCUUGAUGGCGAACGCAGUAAAGAUGAUUACGUUUGAUGUGACUAACACCAUCCUUAAGAUACUUGGAGGAGUUGGUCAACAGUAUGCUCAGAUCUCUAAGCUAUAUGGUGUAGAAAUGGACCCAGUCAAAAUCAAUCAAGCCUUUAAGACACAUUGGGUGAAACAAAAUGAACAAUAUCCAAAUUUUGGAGCAGAGGAGAAUAUGGUCUCCCACCAUUGGUGGCAUGAUCUUGUUCAAAAAACUUUUAUUGAUGCUGGUUAUAAAGGAAAUGACAGCACAAUUUUAACAAUUUUUACACAUUUAUAUGUACAUUUUGGAACGUCAAAUGGAUGGGAGAUUCUUCCAGGUGCUGAGGAAACAUUACUGAAUUUAAGAAACUCUGGUGUCAAAUUGGGAGUCGUUUCAAAUUUUGAUGAACGUUUGGAGCAAAUUCUGAGCAAAAUGGCUAUAAGGCAUCACUUUGAUUUUGUGGUAUCAUCAAAAGAAUUCAAGAUUGCAAAACCAGAUGUGAGAAUCUUCCAGGAAGCUCUCAGACUUGGAGACUGUCCAGCUUGUAAUUCACUUCAUGUUGGGGAUCAUUUCCUUAAUGACUACUGUGGAGCAAGGGAGGCAGGCUUGACAGGAGUGCUGUUUAGCAAAGACCUGAACAAUGUACCACAGGAAGUUGAUAAACAUUAUGUAGUAUCAAAUUUGAAUGAUUUAUCUCGAUACUUAAAAUAAAGAGAACUUUUAGACAGAAAGAACAGGGAAAGUGCAAAUUCCUUUGGAUUGCUUCAUCCAGGAAUUGAACCUGGUCUCCAGUGUGAUCAUCGGCUCUGCCAGCUGAGCCUAGGAAGCAUGUUCUGUCAGCUGAGCAACAGAGGCCGUAUUCAACACUAUGUACAAGCCACAACACCCCACUCCUUAUACACUGGUAUUUUGUUGCAAAAACAGUACAAAGGAAAUUAAAUAAAAUGUCAUUUCUUACAGGAUUUUAUGAAACAACUCUAGAAGUUUUUAUAUUUUUAAGCCUUGGAAAGCAAAAAUUCAGAACAAAUUUCACAAAAGCUCACAUGAAAUGAACUAAAAUUUAAGAUACUUUCUAUCACAUAACUCAAAAAAAGUUAUAUCUUGACAGGUUUUAAAGCAAUAAUGUGCAAGUGUUUACCUGUAAUUAUCUUACCUCAUCUGAAGAACAAAGCUGAACUUGCCAAACCGUAAUGUCCGUUUUUUAUCAAAACUUGUCUGAGCCUUUCUCUGAAUUGCUGUACUGAAUUUCUUAGAAGUCCUUGAUGUGGUUUAGCGUUGUAUUUGACCCCUCAUUUAAUGUUAAUGAAAAACCUUUUAAAUUUUCAUGACUUUCAUCACAUGUAUUAUCAAAGCAAAUUUUUCUAUUAUGAUUGAAAUAUUCAGCAAUUAGUGAAAUUUUGAAUUUUCAAUCAAUGGUCAUGUUUUGUAUUGUUUUCAUAUGUGUGCAUUAAGUUUGUUUAGUUAAAUAUCAUCUGGACUUUUCUGGUUUAUUACUUUCCCUAAAUUUAACAUCAAGGACACUACUGUAACACAGUAGACGUCAUAAACACACAUAUUUGUUGGUAAUAGCCAUGUUUAUUACAUGUUGAAUAAUAAUAAUGUUACAUGUACAAAAGCAACAUUUCAUCAACAUUCAGAGUUCAUAUACUCAUACUAGUACUUCACGUUGUGUCUUGUAUCAGAACUGUCCAUCUGGUGGGCUCUCCCAAGGCUGUGUGUUCUUACCUAGAGAUUCUCCCUGCUAAUUUGUUACUUAAAAUAGACCCUAAUAAAUACUCUACUACUAGGUGGCCACUGUCCGAACAGGAAAUUGCAUAAGUUUGAUUAUCAAGGAAGUGGGGAUAAUCUCUAAUUAAUUAUCUGGCCGAAGCUGUACACCCACUGAUAAGAUUCUCGGGGCCUAGACAACACCAACCUAAGUGUAUAUAUGUGUGACAGGUACAUAUAUAUUCAUUAUCUGUAGUGGAACACCAAAAUGCUAGUUUCCAUUUUUAGUGUAUUCACAUGUUGUGCCUGUGCCACGAUGGUCCUGUGUGCACGUCCUGUGUACCUCCUGUGUACAUCCUGUCUUUUCCAUAUUUGGUGUUGUUAUUUAGUUAUAUGUUAAUUAGGGUGUAAGUUGUUGGGAAAGCAUGUGAGUGUGAAAGUUAAGAAAUAAAACCAUUUUACAACCGCACAUUGUUGCAGUUGGCCGUAGACCAGGGUGGGGACGUAUCCUCUGGAGUCCACUUGGUACCAUAUUGACAAGACAACUGGACUUUAAUACAUUUUAUCAGACCAUGUACAGGUCUUGGAAGGUAAUUAAAUGUUAUAUUAUACAUCUGAUUAAUAAUUAUUAUUAAUAAUCAAUUAAUAAUUAUUAAUUUGAAAUCAUAAUUGUUUAAUCAUUCCAUAUCGGUCCAUUGUCAUACAGAAUACGCAUAUACUAGGUAUUCUUAUAAGGCCGUUGUUUUUUAGGGUUUUCUUCGUGUGAGUCCGCCGGUUAUGUAUAAAUAAAUAAAUACAAGGAGAAGAACAACUGUUUGUUUUUCUUUGCCCUGUGACAUAUGCAAGUAAUUAUCCACGCCCCUGUGAACUACCUAUAUGUGUUAUAUUGAUAUACUAUUGAACAUUAAAUGAACUAUUGUUUAAACUAACUUAUUUCAACCAAUCCCAUAUGAAAAUCUAGCUGUGUUACACAGUCAAAGAUUACUGACUGAUGUAUCUGGGUUACACUAGCAUUGAAACCACAUUUUGUAACAGUAUAUCUAACCCUAUUUUGUUACACUACAAUCUCUUUCCAAAAUUUAACAUCAAGGACACUACAAUCACUUUCCAAAAUUUAACAUCCAGGACAUUACUACAAUCACUUUCCAAAAUCUAACAUCCAGGACAUUACAAUCUCUUUCCAUUUCUUUAUAGCAACAAUCCUGUUAUCCUCACUUCAGGUGUUUACAUGUCGAGUUUGAUAUCACAAAGGGUUUGUUCCACUUAUCAUGCUAUUUGUAAUUGGUGCAGACCACUUCUAGACUUAUGAUAUAGGAUUUCAAGAGAUGAGUAAACUUGCAGAUUAGAUGUAUAGCGUCGAAGGGAAAUUAAUCCUGAGGAUAGAUUUUCAUUAUUAAUACAAGAUAAUGUUUUUUAUUUCAAUUCUGAUUUUUUUAAAGAUAGUUAAGAUAUGACCAUGUUAAUUUGCAAUAAUUUCCAUGUACAGUGUAUAUGUAUCAAUAUUUGUGAAGCAUUUGCUAUACACGUUGAAAUAGAUGUAAAAG